Diachasmimorpha longicaudata is the source of this 1034-nucleotide messenger RNA. RefSeq lists its product as uncharacterized. The coding region runs from base 129 to 1034 and encodes 301 amino acids. NCBI's taxonomy places the organism in Eukaryota, Metazoa, Arthropoda, Insecta, Hymenoptera, Braconidae. The record is from RefSeq and is a predicted model, not a curated record. The transcript has 3 exons.
AAAGGACCCCCCACCAAGGGCAAAUCUUCAAAAAAGUGUGGAAAACUUAGCCCCUCCUCCUCUAAACUAGGGAUGCAUCAAGGACCCCAGUGAGAUCAUUUUACUGCAUUUACGUUUUUUACGUCAAAAUGACAUCAAGUCAAAUGAACUCAUCUCCAAAAUCCAGUUAUCAAUCAGGUUAUCAGCCUGGAACUUUUAAACCUAAAAAAUCUAAAUAUGGUGGAAACAAGGCCAAUCAAAACGGAAUUAAGAUAAUUAGUGAUCGUGUAGUGCAAUAUAACAGUGAUGAGAAAAGAUCAAUUGAAAAAAUAGUGAAAAAAGUGAAACUCCAACGACGUGAAAUUUCCAAGACAGCCCCUGUCAUAAAUAUUGACUUUGACCUCCAAACGGUUGAAAAGAUGAAGAAAAAAAACUCAACCAGACGAUUGGGCCAUAAAUCAGCCGGUAGCACUCAAAGUGGCUCUAAAAUCCUGAAAGUCAAUAAUAAAAAAACAAGUGAAAUCAUGCAAGCUCGCGAAAAACGUUUAAAACUCGCGGAAAAAAAGAAGGCCGACUUUAUCGCUCGCGAAAAACGUCGCGAACUAGCUAAGGAAAAACAAAGACAAUUUAGAGCUCGCGAAUCAGAAAAAAAUCGAUCCAAGGACAACACAUCGAAGGAUAUCAUCCCUGAGCCCAUGAUGGAAUUGGAUUCAUCGAUCGAGAUCAUUCCCAGCACUCCAUCAGUCAUCAAUUUAAUCCUGGAACGCGAGGGUGAAGAUGCUCAGCUUGGACCAUUGAAUUUCGCGACCUCAACCCCGAAAAAACCGCGAAAAACUAUCGAGGAAAUCGAGGCCGUUCUAGUUGCGUUGAGCGCGAAUCUAGAACAAAGGAAUCGCGAGGACGAUUACGAAGGGCGAUGGGCUCCAACGCAGCGCCAAAAAGAGCUUGAUCAAAUUGCGAUGCAAUUGGAUCAAAGCGGGGAUGAUGAUGUUGAAGGAUUGGUCAUCCAGAGUCUUGAUUUCACCCCGUUAUCACCCAGUAACCGUUCGGCUUAA